Molecule: messenger RNA, 3417 nt
Organism: Pundamilia nyererei
Lineage: Eukaryota; Metazoa; Chordata; Actinopteri; Cichliformes; Cichlidae
Product: arf-GAP with coiled-coil, ANK repeat and PH domain-containing protein 3-like
Exons: 25
Coding region: 165-2693 (842 amino acids)
Cellular component (GO): cytoplasm
Molecular function (GO): GTPase activator activity; protein binding
Source: RefSeq, a predicted model, not a curated record
CCGGAUCAGCAGAGCAGGACUGAGCGAGUCAGCGUGCUACGGUCUGCUGCAGGAGCAGGAGACGCAGACAAGAUCGCUGUGGACUAACUUGCAUCUCUACUUUAAUCCUCCCAGGAGAUGAAAUCCGUGUUUUAACCUCGUGGAAAACUCCAAUCCAGUCCAAGAUGACGGUGGAUUUUGAGGACUGCAUUAAAGAUUCCCCCCGGUUUAGGGCAAAUAUUGAUGAGGUAGAAACAGAGGUGGUGGAGAUCGAGGCAAAACUAGAUAAGCUGGUGAAGCUAUGCAGUGGAAUGAUCGAAGCAGGAAAGGCCUAUGUCAGCGCCAACAAGCUCUUUGUCAACGGCAUCCGGGAUCUGUCUCAGCAGUGCAAGAAGGACGUAAUGAUCUCGGAGUGCUUGGAAAAAUGUGGGGAAAGCCUGCAAGAGAUCAUAAACUACCACAUGAUCCUGUUUGAUCAAGCCCAGCGGUCUGUAAAGCAACAGCUGCACAAUUUUGUGAAAGAGGACGUUCGAAAAUUCAAGGAGACAAAAAAGCACUUUGACAGGGUGCGUGAGGACAUGGAAAUAGCACAGGUGAAGAACGCUCAGGCACCCAGGAACAAGCCUCACGAGGUCGAAGAAGCCACUAGCGCGCUGAGCAUCACCCGCAAGUGCUACCGACACCUCGCUCUGGACUACGUGCUACAGAUCAAUGUACUUCAGGCAAAGAAGAAAUUUGAGAUCCUAGAUGCUAUGCUGUCAUUUAUGAACGCCCAGUACUCGCUGUUCCAGCAGGGCUACAACCUGCUGGAUGAGAUCGACCCCUACAUGAAGAAGUUGGCUGCAGAGUUGGAUCAGCUGGUGAUUGAUUCAGCCAUGGAGAAGAGGGAAAUGGAGCACAAACAUGCAACGAUUCAGCAGAGGACCCUCAUGCAGGACUUUUCCUAUGACGAAUCGAAGGUGGAGUUUAACGUGGAUGCUCCUAAUGGUGUGGUGAUGGAGGGCUACCUGUUCAAGAGGGCCAGCAAUGCGUUUAAGACCUGGAACAGACGGUGGUUCUCCAUACAAAACAGUCAGCUGGUCUAUCAGAAGAAGCUCAAGGAUUCUCUGACGGUGGUAGUGGAGGACCUCCGGCUAUGCUCUGUUAAACCAUGCGAGGACAUCGAGAGGAGGUUCUGCUUUGAAGUCGUCUCCCCCUCCAAGAGCUGUAUGCUUCAGGCUGAGUCUGAGAAGUUAAGACAUUCGUGGAUUCAGGCUGUUCAAGCUAGCAUCGCUUCAGCCUACAGAGAGAGCCCAGACACGUACUACAUAGAGCAUCUGGACAGAACAGCCUCUCCAUCCACAAGCAGCAUCGAUUCAGCCAGUGAGCCACGGGAGCGCAGCGCCCGGGGCGAGACCAUCCUGCAGCGGAUCCAGUGUCUGCCGGGGAACGAGCAGUGCUGCGACUGCGGUCAGGCCGACCCUCGCUGGGCCUCAAUCAACCUCGGCAUCCUGCUGUGCAUCGAGUGCUCCGGCAUCCACAGGAGUCUUGGAGUUCACUGCUCAAAGGUGCGCUCACUCACGCUGGACUCGUGGGAACCAGAAUUAUUAAAGUUGAUGUGUGAACUCGGAAACAGCGUCAUCAACCACAUCUAUGAAGGCUCCUGCCAAGAAAAAGGUCUUAAGAAACCAUUACCAUCCAGCUCAAGGCAAGAAAAAGAGGCCUGGAUUAAGGCAAAAUAUGUAGAGAAGAAAUUCUUGAAGAAGCUGGGCUCCACUGAGAUACUCAUCAACGGGGAGAGGAAAUCGGAGCGGCGGUGGAGUGUGAAGAAAUGCCGAAGACACAACAGCGCUACGACGGUGCCCAAAACACGGCGGAGAUACCGACAGGAGCCUGGAAACACCUCCCCCUCCACCUUCUCCUCAGCAGCUGCUAAGUUCAGACGAGAAUCUCUGUUCUGUCCCGAUGAGCUGGACUCCCUCUUCUCCUACUUUGAUACAGGAUCUGGGCCUCGAAGUCCGGCAGGUCUGAGCAGCGACAGCGGGUUGGGAGGCAGUACAGACGGCAGCACAGACAUCCUGGUGUUUGGCUCAGUAGUGGACAGCGUCACAGAGGAGGAGUGUGAGGUGUCCGAGGACUCGAGCGGAGAGGCUGAGCUGGAGGCCGAGCCAGAGACGUCAGACCUGGAGGACCUAAGGGAUCUUCAUCCCGGAGCCCUGCUCUAUAAAGCCUCGAAAGCUCGUAACCUCCCCGUCAUGGCUGCAGCGCUAGCUCAUGGAGCUGAUGUCAAUUUAGUAAACGAGGAAGACGAAGGAAAAACGCCCCUCAUGCAGGCUGUGAUCGGGGGCUCAUUGAUUGCCUGUGAGUUUCUGCUCCAGAACGCUGCUGACGUCAACCAAAGAGACGCGAGAGGGAGGGGGCCCCUGCAUCAUGCCACGUAUCUGGGACACACGGGGCAGGUGUGUUUAUUCCUCAAACGAGGAGCUACACAGAACGAUGGUGACGAGGAUGGCCAGGAUCCGCUGAGUAUAGCUGUGCAGCAAGCCAACGCAGAUAUAGUCACGCUGCUGCGUCUUGCCCGGAUGAACGAUGAGAUGCGGGAGUCAGAAGGACCCUUUGGACAGCCAGGAGACGCCACGUACCUUGACAUCUUCCGAGAAUUUUCGCACAUGGCUUCCCACAACCCAGAAAAGCUGAAAAGAAGGAGUUUGCACUUCCGACACUCCUUCAGGUAGUCCUUCAAGAGUCGAGAGAGGGAGAAAAUACUUGAAAAAUGCAGCUUUCCAAACAUUCACCACAGCUGGAUUUCAAUGAGAGGUGACCCUGAGGAGGAGCCUGAUGCUGCUGAAUAAAUUCAGCCAUCACAGUAUACUAUACAGUAAGUUUAUGCAUUUUUUGUAGCUUUCUCUGUGUAUUCCACAGAGAAAGCUACAAAAAAUGCAUAAAUAAAUAAACGUCACAUUUAAAGUUCAUUAAAGUGAAGAAAUUAAUGCAUUUUAGUUCAGUUACAACUUUUAUUUUGAUAGGGUUUUGUUCUAUGAGGAUCUGCUGGUCUUUUCCUCUCAAAUAUAUAUGUGUAUAAAUACAUUGUUAGUUGAGCACUUGUUUUGUAUGAACCAUCAUUUCUUUGCUGAUUCAUUACAUCAAUACUUUCCAGUAUGUUUGAUUGUAUAUGUACUGCAUGCAUGUACUCCUAUUAUAUUUCAAGGAUAAGAAAUUUAAUAUCAUUAGUUAUUAUCAUCUUGAUAAGCAGUUUUGAUCUGAAACAUGUUCUCUUUUUCCUUUGUUUUUGCAUCGACUAUGCUGGUGUAGUCUUGGUGAUGUAUUUUUGUCUACUGUGGUGUACCACUAUAAAACGCAGUGCUUCUGAUGCUGUAAACAAGCUGUAGAGACAAAAAUAAAAAUGCUAAUAUAUCUGAAAAGGCAAGAUGAGAGAUGGAUGGAAAUAAACAUCGUCUG